Molecule: messenger RNA, 7931 nt
Organism: Ooceraea biroi (clonal raider ant)
Lineage: Eukaryota; Metazoa; Arthropoda; Insecta; Hymenoptera; Formicidae
Gene: nAChRa7
Product: nicotinic acetylcholine receptor alpha7 subunit
Biological process (GO): monoatomic ion transmembrane transport
Cellular component (GO): postsynaptic membrane
Molecular function (GO): acetylcholine-gated monoatomic cation-selective channel activity; transmembrane signaling receptor activity
Source: RefSeq, a predicted model, not a curated record
ACGUGCGGCGGUGAGGCGGCGGUGGCGGUGGCGGAGCAAGAGGUGGAGAAAAUCGGCAACGUGGAGGAGGUGGUGCUCGUCAGCCAGGUGGUCAUCUACGAAGGAGCAGCAGCCUUGCUUCGGCUCCUUUACGGGCCAACAUGAGACGUUCGUGGACACUUGUCGCGGCGAUAGCCCUGGCUGCGUCGGGGCUGGUAAGUGGCGGUUACCACGAGAAGCGGCUGCUGAACGACCUGCUGGACACGUACAACGUGCUGGAGCGGCCGGUGAGCAACGAGUCCGAACCCCUCGUGCUGAGCUUCGGCCUCACGCUCAUGCAAAUAAUCGACGUCGACGAGAAGAACCAGUUGCUCAUUACGAACGUUUGGCUGAAACUGGAAUGGAACGAUGUGAACAUGAGAUGGAACGUCUCGGAUUAUGGAGGUGUGCGAGAUCUCAGAAUACCGCCACAUCGGUUAUGGAAACCCGACGUUCUUAUGUAUAACAGCGCCGACGAGGGCUUCGACGGCACUUAUCCGACGAACGUCGUCGUGAGGAACAAUGGGACCUGCUUGUACGUGCCGCCCGGUAUAUUCAAGAGCACUUGCAAGAUAGACAUUACUUGGUUCCCCUUUGACGAUCAGCGCUGCGAGAUGAAAUUCGGCUCCUGGACGUACGACGGUUUCCAGUUGGACCUGCAACUGCAGAACGACGGGGGUGACAUCAGCAGUUUCAUCACCAACGGCGAGUGGGAUCUGUUAGGGGUACCCGGUAAGAGAAACGAGAUCUACUACAAUUGCUGCCCGGAACCGUACAUAGACAUCACCUUCGUCGUCAUCAUCAGGAGGCGCACACUCUACUACUUCUUCAACUUGAUCGUGCCAUGCGUCCUGAUUGCCAGCAUGGCCGUUCUCGGGUUCACGCUGCCACCCGAUUCCGGCGAGAAACUCUCCCUCGGGGUGACCAUUCUCCUGUCCCUCACUGUGUUCCUGAAUAUGGUUGCCGAGACAAUGCCAGCGACGUCCGACGCCGUGCCGCUUUUAGGAACGUACUUCAAUUGCAUCAUGUUUAUGGUGGCCAGCAGCGUAGUCAGCACGAUCCUUAUCUUGAACUAUCAUCAUCGAAAUGCUGACACUCAUGAAAUGUCUGAAUGGAUUAAGGUGGUUUUCCUGUACUGGCUGCCCUGCCUACUUCGUAUGUCAAGACCAGGACCAGACGAAGACAAGGAAGUACAAAAGUCUCAGAAGCCAUCUCCGGUCACGGGUGCAAGUAAGUCAUACGGCGACCUAGAGCUUCACCAGAGGAGUAGCAAGUCGCUUUUGGCGAACGUCCUGGACCUGGACGACAACGCGCUGGCGUCUCACAACAAUCUGUUGAACAACGUGUACAGCACGCCUGGGCCGCACCAUGCGCACACCAUGGGCCAUGGCCAUAGCCACAUACACACGACGCCCCAUCAUCAUCACAGCCACGCGCCCACGACGCCGCAUCAUCAGCACGCGACGCCGCUGCCGCAUUCAUCGUAUCCUGGCCACCAGAUCUCGCACACGCCGCACCAUCAUCCGCAUCCGCAGGACGCGUCGACGCCGCAGGUCGAGACGAUACUCCAGAAUGCGUGCUUCUGCGCCCGUUACGAGCUUGUGCUAAUCCUGAAGGAGAUUAAGAUAAUAACGAAUCAGCUAAAGAGCGAAGAGGAUAACACGAAGAUCACGAACGACUGGAAGUUCGCGGCGAUGGUGAUCGAUAGGAUGUGCCUAAUCAUUUUUACUCUGUUCACCAUCAUCGCUACCAUCACCGUCCUGCUGUCGGCGCCGCAUAUUAUCGUCACGUGAUUCAGAAAAGCCAGUCUGCCGCCGGUGGUCCCGGGGCCGACGAGGAUUGCACGCCGGAUCCCAGCAUCAACGUCGCCGUCUUCGUCGACAGGCACCGCGCGCGACACCCCUCUGGCGAGGGGGCGCCAGCCUUUCCCGUUAACCGGAUACCGCUGGACCGGGCUCGAGGUUGCACGUCUUCGGGUUCGUACGCCGCUUCGUUUCGGAGACCUGCGCGUUAGGAAGAAAGCAAUACGGGGAAUAACUUCGUUUCUUUAUGAUAUACGACAUAACGGUUACGGUAAAAAUGAGGAUAACAACACUAUCGAUAAUGAGAGUAACGAUAAUAGUACUAAUAAUAAUUACGUAUUAAUAAUAAUAAUAAUAAUAAUAGCGACGGGGUAAAAACUUUAUCGUGUAAUUAUCCCGCGAGGACGCCUUAGCGAAACACGUUGACACACACGUUUCUAGACGGCGCGAGCACGCGCGCGCGAGAGCGAGGGACACGUACACUGGUUUGUUACACGCAUCCCUGAGAGCAGUCGACGUAACGAGCGCCCUGUAUAGUCGAGACGUUGCAUUUUCUCGAAUGAAUUAUGUAAACUGUUGGAAUUCUGUUCUGAGAUGUUCAAUAACGUGUUUUCGUGGUGGUAGCGUAAUCAGUCGAAAAGAUAUUCGACUCUGUCCUCUGCGACUACUGCUUGGGGAUGUACCACACAUACAUGUACACACGUACACGUAACGUCAUGCGAGCGACGAUAAGCACGGGAGUGCGAUUUGCUAAUUAUUAAAGACACUCUGUUGCGGCUCAAAAUUAACGUUGACGCAGAAAUCCCCGAAUGUAUCCUGUGAGGAUCGACGCGUUGCGCGAGGAUCAAGAAUGUGAGAAGAUUCGAUACAGUUUAUUCGUAAUGUUGUUUCGCGGAUUUGUGAUUUAAAAGUGUAACUUUGGUAUUGUUUAAGAAGACACAAAUUCUGAAAAAUGUGAAUCUCAAAAGAAUAUAAAAUUAAAAUAUAUAAAUAUUGAAUUGACUGAAAAGCUCUUGCGAAUCUCUUUAGCAAAAUUUAAAUGUACACUUUUGUAUUAAGAAUUAAUACAAAUAAUAAAUUGAAGUAUAAAAAUACAAUAAAUCGGAAGAUAUAAAUCGUAGCAUGCAAGAAUGUGGAAACACAAAUAUGGAAAAGCUAAAAUUCCAGAGAAACGUGAUAGAUAAUUGAUCGAGUUUCACAAAGUUCGGGGAUUGCUGUAUGCAUUAAUAAGAUUAAUAUGGGUUCUCGUUUACGAGAUGCGGAGAGAGGCGCCCGAGGAUGCCGGCGAUGGGCAGCGGUUCCUCCGACCAUAUAAAACGAAGUGAUGAGCGAAAGAAAGGUAGAAAGAAAAAUCUGCGACGAGGAAGAGAGAAAGAAAAUACGAAGGACAAGACAACGGGCUUUAAAGGGGGUAUCGAGUAAAACGCACACGUUACACUCUCAGAAUACACACGACGAACUGCCAAGGUGAUUCAAAUAAUGCCAGUGAAUUUUCUUAUCCGUAUCAUUAGCAUGUAAAAAAAAAUCGACGACGACUUAAUAAACGGGGGAUUUGUACUACGAUUUAAGCGGCGGCGACAUAACACGCAAAUACUUUCUCGAAUAGGGUCGCGAGUACAGUUUCCGAGGGACAACGCGGGAUGAGGAAGUGAACGGCGGGAGGGAAAUGAGAGGGGCAAUUGUGGAUAACUUCCGCUUGCGGGAGCUGUGCAAACGAAUUUUCGUGCGGUUUCGAGCGACGUACUUUCUUUCCCUGGUGUCCGCGAACGCGUGCAAAUCGUUUCAUCGUUGAUCCGCAUUCUCGUCGCGCUACAUUUAGCGCUAAAUGCAAUUGGCCGAUCAUUGUUCAUGCACCGCGGGAUGCAUCGCGAGCGCGAACGCGAGCUCGAUAUUGAACGCGCGUAGCGGAAUGUUAAAUGCGACUGAGCGUUAAGCAUAGCUUUUUACUUGUACGUUUCACGAGAAGCAGACAGACUAAUAACUUUGCAUUUAACACGUUGAAGUUUCGAGUUCGUCGGGAAUCGCAGAGCGAGACAAAUGUGUGCUUAUCGUUGGAUGUGCGCUGAGAAAACGAAUCAUUGUCUGUCGCAUCUAAACGACAUGCUGAACGUGGAUUUACACAGUUGUGCUUGUACCUUCUAUACACGCAGUAACACGAUACACGAAUGCGACAUCCGCGUAUCUUUUUGUCCGACGCAUCAAUCUUUCCCUUCCCUAUAAUGAUCCCAUUACGGAGAUCGUUAUCGCGACAGCACCGUACUUUCCUUCUGACGUUGAAAAAUCGUUCCGGAACGCAAACGUUAAGUGUGGGCCUUUGUCUCUUCUAUUACAGAAAAGAAAUGUGACUUCAACGUCUUGUUAUUGCCUCUUUAGAAACGUUACUUCGAUCUUCUAUCUUCUGUGCGAAAUGAAUAUUGCGACACCAGACACCGUGAUCAACAAGUUGGCUCCUCACGAUUGAUAUUUCUGCAACGCGAGAAACAAACGGCGAACAUGACUUUAAUUUCACAUGCGAAAAUUAUAACACACGCCACGUUCUCAGCAUAUUCACGAGUUGCUCGAUAGUCGCGGUAGAGAAUCGCGGAAGCGACGGAGUCGAUUAGUCACGCUAGAAAGAGGAAAAGCAACGGCGACAAAGAAAGGAAGUUGCUCUUGCUCAUGGACUCAGACUCGUAGGCAGACCCGUCGACGAGACAAGAAGACGGACUCGCGUCUCGUAUUAUAGAUUUUUUGGUCAUCGGACACGCGACAACCAAUCACGUUAUCUUUCAAAUACUAUUAAAGAUUAUUAAACUAAUGAAUCGUUGUUGAAUCAUGUUGUGCGGGCGGUAUUACGCGUAGAAGUGAAGUAAAACCACAAGACGGUGUUUUGAUCUCUAGCGCGCGACAAAAAUGAUAAAAAAAAAGAUGGUAAAGAGAGUAACGUCGAGUUGUAUUAAACUUUAAGAGAGGUGUAGAAUACAUUACAUAGAUGAGAAGCGCGGUUAAUCUACUCUAAGUGUCACUAGUUAACAAGAAAUCAACAGGAAAUAAUAAUUCGUUAUAAAAAAUGAUGUGUAGUUCGAGACAUCGACAUUGCAACGCCGGCACGAUCGUCCUUUUUAUGCGAUAAAAAUUAACAGCAGAGUCGAUUAGCCUCCGUUUGAUCUGGCAGGAUAAUGACGCGCCUCAUGAAUGAGACACGUGCUAAAUUGAAUCAGUGUCUUGGAGCAACGAACAGUGCAAUUUUGAAAGCAGAAAGAAGCACGUAAAAAGAGAUCGUUUUCUGCAAUAAAGAGAAUUUAUUUUAUAAAAUUUGAAAAGGUCGUAAACUUUUUAGCACAUGAAUUUAUUUUUCUUAGAAUACAAAAUUAAAAUAAUCUUCCUUUACUUUCAAACUGUGAGAAAUGCAGUUGAUUGCAUUUCUAAAGGAAAUUAAGGAUAUAAAGCGGAGGUUUCUCGACGCUCGAGUAAUUUUUGUCGCCACGUGGUAGGACGUCCGGCCCUAUCGUUCCUUUUUACGUGCGUUUGCUGUAGUUCAAGUUGGUGGAAAGGCAAUUAGCAACGCCAAUUUAUUGCGAUUGCGAUUAAGGGCACGUAGAAGUGCGCCGUUCAUUGUCACAGAGCACAUAUAGAGAUAUGUGGUUAAACUUCACGUUCCCGUUUUGUCCACUCGAAGGCUUUUCUUCUUCGUAAUGACAAAUAUGUCUUCAAGAUCGCGACACAAAUGGGAUUAUUAUUUCUUAGUGACACAAUCAAUGUCUUCAAUAUCUUUAAUCAGUGAAACACAUUCUCUUGAAGUAUAGCCACAUUUGAAUCAUUCGGUACAUGAAAAAAAAGAAAUUAUCUUUAUUGCUAUGCAUCGCGCCGAAAGUAGGGUUUCCUUUAAUGGAGCCUUCGCUUGUUCGCUCGGAUUUAACCGUAAUUGUUAUACACGAGAUGCGUGUAUCAGAAUCGAUCGCAAUCGAUUAUAUCGCAAGUGUAAAAUUAAUCUAGAAGCGAUGUAUAUGGAGUACGAGUCCUAGUACGUUACGGGUAUCAAAAAGUCGGCGAAACGAAAGCGUGAUCUUAAUGUAUAAUCGAGAUUUAACGAUUAGAUAGCGAAAAACAAUUAACAAUACGUACUACAGUACGCAAUACUGUACGACUAUACUUGUUCUAUGAUUAUACUUGUAAAUGUGUAUUUAUCACAUAUCGUAAUGUGUGAAAUUCACGUCGAAGACAGAAAAUUGCUCACUGUAAUUCAUCGCUAACGCGUGCGCGCACGCGAAUGCGAGCGCGCGACUGCUGGUUUAUCUUCCUAUAAAUUAAUAAGCGCACCGCGAGCGAGACGGCGAGAACAACCGUUUUUCCCUUUAUGCGAGAGUUAGUUAGAAUAUCUUCACAAUGAGAGACGUAGAUAACGAAACGCGACGUGAGAUUCCCUGUACCAUAGGAUGGCGCACGAAUUGACGUACAAGCAAAUCAAAACGAGUGUAACAUAAUAGCACGUAUAUGUAAAAUAAUAGCCAAGUAAUUAAACCAGAAACCUACGGUUAUAAGUGAGAUAAAUCCGACACUUGUACCAGGACGCUGAACGCGAGAAGCUUUUCGUCGCCACGGUGCAAACUCGACUGAUUCUACGGUACACGGAAUUUGAUGCUCGCGUAUACGAUUACGCAAACGUUAUUAUACUACUUAAUAGACUUCUUUCCGCGACCUUCUCGAUUUCCGCGAUGAGAAAUCGAAAGCAGGAUUAUUGCCAUUGGGAAUACUUGCCGAGAGAUUCACAAGGAUCAGCGUGAAAAAUUCUCAAAUAUCGGAACUCGCGUAAAAAUGAACUUCAAAUUCAGGCAGGACAUGACAUUAUGUAAGUUCGCGCAAAAGUUUCCACCUCCUUGAACUUGAUUUGGACAGUGCUCCACGAAGGUAACGCAGCAAACGUACUCGGGUAUGUGAUUCGCCGCUUUCGUACUCGAGAACAAUCGCAAUGAAUAAUCGUAAGUCCGGCUACAUUUAUUAAAGAUGUAUUGAAUUAAAGAAGCAUUGGAUGUUUGGUAUGUUCAUAAUUUAUUUUUUAGAUAUAAAUUUUGCGACUUUAAAAGAAAGUUUUUACGUUAUUAUCUUAGAUUGUUCUUAUAGUUUAUUAUUACUAUAUAUAAAUAUUUAAAUAAUUAAUGUAUAAUAUGUAAAUUGGCGAUAUUAAAUGUGCGCUUAAUUAGACAGAUUACUAACUAAUGACUAUGCAGUUUUAUGUACAGAAAAUCUAAUGCUCCUUUAAUUUAAUAUAAGACACUUUCCCUCUGUUUGAUUUUUUAAUUUUAAUUAAAUUAAUGAUAAUAAUGUUAACUUUUGUCAGAAAAAGAUAAAUUCCAUAAAAUUUUAAUUAUUUUUAGGUUGCAACCAAUUUGCAUAAUAUACUCGAUCCAAAUUUAUAUGGCUGAACAAACAGAUUAAUAAGCUCCCCAAGUUUCCUGUCGCAUUAAUUUAUCGCAAUAAUCAAAGUUAAGACGAGAGCGGCAGUAGCCAAUGAAAUUUCCGUACAAAACUGAACGUUUCAAGCAAAUGAGUAAGAGAAAGACUAAGAGAACAGAAAUGAGAAGAAAUAAGAGAAAAGGAAUAAAUAAAAUUGGCAUUAUAACGUGACUUGCGCCUUCAAAACCGACAACAACUCAGCUUGAUACGCGCGAGGCUGUUAUAUAAACUAUAUAGUAUCUUGUAAUAAAAAAUAUUAAUGAUAACUUUAGCGAUAACGAUUAACGGUAAUGAUAAAUGAUAAUAUUGCUACUACUAAUAUAAUAACAAUAAUAAUAUUAAAACGUAUUAGUUAUGAGACUUUUCGCCUGUACGAGAUGUUGAAAUCUCCUUUCUACGACGUUAACGUAACGAUUAAGUCAACUUUCGCGAAUCGAAUCGUUUCGGAUUAACGAGUAGGUGCGAGGGGCAUGAAGGGAGAGAGAGAGAAACAUUAAAUAUAAAUAUACGAGUUAACUAAAGAAGGUUGAUAGGCUCAUAGGGUACCGUAGUAGUGCAGAUGUACAGGGUGAUGGGAUGAAAAAGAUAUUCGGCAAUGUGUUGAGCGAUCUUUCGAACGUCUCACUUCCGUCGAUCAAUGUGAAGGCACAAGGAAUAGUGGAACAAGGAACAAUAGUA